ACGAGUGGAAGAAGCCCUCUUCUUGCGCAACCAAGGAGGCAUUUUUCGUCUAUUUCAAGCAGCCAGCAGGCAUCUCUAUGGUCACACGGGAUUGGGACUGCAAUGGGAAAGAGAAGACUCUCUUCCGGGACGGCCGUUGGCAAGGUCCCAAGCUGCUGACAAUGGCAGCCAUAUUUGACAUCAGCAAGGGCGUCUACACAUUCAGCAUCAUGACCAUGGCAGCACCAGAAUACAUGGCAUGGCUGCAUGACAGGGUGCCUAUGGUCCUCGAUGGCGAAGCUGCUGUGGCAACCUGGCUUGACCCAUCCCUUGACACUAAAAAGUUGAUUGAAUCAAUCAUGUUUCCAACGACGCUUAACUGGCACCAGGUCGGAAGUAAAGUUGGGAACGUCAACAACAAGGGCAUGGACUGCGUUCUCCCCGUUAACAAGAAGGAUAGCAAGCCAAAGCCAACCAUGAUGGAUGCCUGGCUUUUCAAAACGAAGGCAAAUGAAGCUGGGCCUAGCACAAGCACCAGAAUACAAAGCCAGUCACCUCUGAUGGCUCAACCAAAGAAUGAGCCAGUACUGCAAGUGAAGAAAGUGGUGGGGGUGCAAGAAGCAGUGAUACGAGUCAAGGAAGAGCCAGCUGUCCAAGAAAAACAAGAGGCAGGUGUUCAAGGCAAACAGGCAUCGGCGAAGCAGCCAGCAACUCAAAUGAAAGUGGAGGUGAAGGGGGAAAUGAAGGCAGAGUCAAUUAUGCAACUGAAGGAGGAGCCAGGAGUGGAACCAAAGAAAAGGAGAUUGGACUGAUGGGGAAAAUGUCCAGCUAAGAGAUCAGGUCUGGAAAUAUUCCAGCUGUCUUUCUUUUUUUUUUUUAGUAGCACUUGAAUGCUGUUCAAAUGACUGUUCAGCUGAUCCUUUCUUCUUUUUCUGUAAUGCCUGUAUUUAUAUUAACAGUGCAUAAGUACAAAGUACCUGAAUACUACUGUAAUUUUACUGUGAUAUUUUAAAUUGUUUUAAUGGCAAGGACUAUAAGCCAUAGCCAUUUUAUUGCACACUGUACAGCAGUGCUGUCAUGUUAUGCACAAAUAUUCUUCUUGAAAGAUAUUAACACCGUUUUUUUACUGUACUACAAAGCUUUUAAAACAGUAUGUUUAA
This is a messenger RNA of Rhipicephalus sanguineus (brown dog tick), 1139 nucleotides long. Its product is annotated as abasic site processing protein HMCES-like. The transcript is spliced from 6 exons. The record is from RefSeq and is a predicted model, not a curated record. NCBI's taxonomy places the organism in Eukaryota, Metazoa, Arthropoda, Arachnida, Ixodida, Ixodidae. Gene Ontology annotation, biological process: DNA damage response. Gene Ontology annotation, molecular function: single-stranded DNA binding. The coding region runs from base 78 to 791 and encodes 237 amino acids.